This is a messenger RNA of Bursaphelenchus okinawaensis, 1805 nucleotides long. NCBI's taxonomy places the organism in Eukaryota, Metazoa, Nematoda, Chromadorea, Rhabditida, Aphelenchoididae. The record is from the annotation of a GenBank genome assembly.
AUGAAAUUAAAAAAUGGCAGGAUAUGUGUAAUUACAAUAUGUGCAAUAUUACACUUAUCAGUAAGUUUUUUGUUUUUAAAAUGAAGCUAUUAAAAUUUUACGACAAUUGUAAGAAAAAAAGCUUUGAACUAAAAUUUUAGGUAUAUUCAAAUACGUUAGAAGACUUUAACGAAUGUCGAAAGUCGAAAGGAUUCAGUUUGAGCGGCCAAACGCUGAUUUGUGAUUCUCGGAACGAUUUGAAGCCAGAAACAGUGAAAAAAUUGUCAGAUAUUCUAAAACAUGUACAGGUAAGGUCAUACUUACAUUAUUCAUAAAUUUUAAAAUUUUAAAAAUUUUUUGAAAAAUUUAGCAAAUUUUUUAAAAAAAUUUUGAACUAUGGUUAUGAGCGCCCAAAAGCAUAUAAAGAAGUUAUUUUAGACAAAACUACAAUGUGAAUGCACAGAGUUAUGUGCUCGUGAUACUGACCUUGAUGGAAAAUUUGUCGGUCUACUACAAGUUACUAAUACAGCAGCGCUAAACGAAACAGGAAAGGCGUUUAACGAUGUGGCUAGCGAGAUUUAUGAGUUGGCCGGGCUGGGAAAUGCGGACUGCGACAAUGGGAUGUUGUUGUUUUAUGUUAAGGAUACGCAGGAGGUAAUUUUCGAAAUUUGAAUUUUAAAUAUUCUUAAAAAAUUUAAAAUUAAUAUUUCUAUAAAUUUUUCGACCGGUAAAUUGAAAAAUUAUUUUUUAAAAUUGAAUUAUUGAUCUCUAUAUCAAAAAAAUAAGCCUAUUUUCAGUUUUAACAUUAAAAAAACCGUAUUUUAGCUGGCAUCAAUGCGAGGACACAAUAAGUUUAUCCUUCUCAAGGACCAAGACUUGGACAGACUGCACCAAAUUGCCAGCGGCAAUAAAACCGAUGACUUGAAUGCAGUAGCAAUGGAAUUUUUGGUCGAUAAAGAUAAUGCCACUUCUGGAGGGUCGAUUCAAACUUUUUUAAAAUCAGCCAGUAACACUUGGGCGGUGGGUUUUUAAAAAUUUUUUAAAUUUUAAAUUUUUUUUUAUUUUUAAAUUAAAAAAAUUGAAUUUGUAGAAAUUUUUGAAAUAUUUAUGCAAAUUAACAAUAGAAUUUUACAUAAAUCAAACCUAAACCACUACAUUUUAGCCGAUAGUAGGACUAGUAGUGGUAGGAGUUCUACUUUUGUUCAUAUUGGCAUUGUUAUUGGCCUGUUGCUUGGCCAAGUUGUGUGGUUGUUGUUCUCCAAAGCCAAACAAAAACAAGUACUAUGUAACACCAAUGCCAACCUACAAAACAGUAGACCCAAUUUACAUUGUAACACCGCCCAGCGACCGGCAUGACUUAAUAUAUUCAACUCCAUACUCGGGCAGCCCGUUACCCCCACCUCCAACUAUGUACAUGACAACCCCACCUCCGCCUAUUCACAGUAGUGGUUAUAGUACGUAUGGUAAGAUCUUACUAUUUAUUUUAGUGGCUUUUAAUUUGCGGUAAAGAAGCUGCACUGUGCAGAAAAAAUGGAAGAAAUAAAAAAAUUUUAAAAUUUAAAAAAAAUUUUUAAAUAAAAAAAUUAACUGCAGGGUCUCCACGAUCACCACGAAGCCCUCUACACACUCCAAACGCUAGAAAAAGCGACACAUUGGGAAAAACUUCACCAAUGAAAAUUGACCGUGCUGGCACAUCAAAAUCAAAUUACUCAUUCCAAAACUCAUCCUCCACUACACUGCCAAUGUCCGACGGGAUACACGAACUGCCCUACCUUGAGCCGAAACGAAAAAUGGAAACUCAGACUAGGGAAGAAUUGAUUGAAUAG